Messenger RNA from Pararge aegeria (speckled wood butterfly), 854 nucleotides. It is a transcript of the gene Polr3G, whose product is annotated as DNA-directed RNA polymerase III subunit RPC7-like. The transcript has a single exon. The record is from RefSeq and is a predicted model, not a curated record. Gene Ontology annotation, biological process: transcription by RNA polymerase III. Gene Ontology annotation, cellular component: RNA polymerase III complex. The coding region runs from base 87 to 740 and encodes 217 amino acids. NCBI's taxonomy places the organism in Eukaryota, Metazoa, Arthropoda, Insecta, Lepidoptera, Nymphalidae.
UGUCAUAACAUAAGCAUAACCUGAUUUUUAAAAUAACAGAAUAUUCGGUAGGUAGAACCUAUGUAGACGGGUAACUAUUUUUAACCAUGGCAGCAAGAGGCAGAGGUAGAGGCAGUACUUCUUCUUUAACCCAUGAACAGUUACAAGCGCUAGGAAUAGCCCGCGGGGACAACACACCGCAAGCCCUUGCACCACCGCCUUUGUUCCCGAAGCUUGAGGUUAAACCUCUACCAUUAAACUGCGACGCCGCGACUGACUACAUGGUAAUAGUGAGAGACCAGUUCAUAGAAUAUUUACAUGAAUCGCCCGCGUACGUCAAAGCUAACACACGUACCGAUGGUAUCGAGCGAUACUCUGAUAAAUACAAGCUUCUAGCUCAAGACGCGAAGAAGGGUAGGAUAUUGAAUUGCGUAUGGGGCAAUAUCCCGACGGAGCUGCGGCCACAUGCGGGCCGAGUGCGCACGACAAUACGGAAACGUAAAUUAGAUGACCCAAGUGAGAUUGCAAAAAGGUUACAAACGUUGGAACAGAAGGAGACCCAAGAAAGCGAUAUUAUGGACGUUGAUGCGACUGAGGCUAAUAUCAAGAAAGAAAAUGAGGACAACGACGACGAGAUUGAGGAUGAACAGGAGCAAGAGGAAGAAAUUGACGAUGGCACAGAUUAUGCUAACAACUACUUUGAUAAUGGUGAAGAUUAUGAGGACGAGGAUGAAAAUCUUGAUGAUGGCCCAGUGUAUUAGCUGUUACAAUAACUACCAACUAUUAAAUAUCUGUGAUAUUAAAUUUAAAGUGUGUUCUGUGAGUGUUUACAUCAUAAUCAAAAUAAAGCACCCAAUUAGGUUAUUUAAAAGGAA